Messenger RNA from Emiliania huxleyi CCMP1516, 177 nucleotides. RefSeq lists its product as hypothetical. Lineage: Eukaryota; Haptophyta; Isochrysidales; Noelaerhabdaceae. Bases 1 to 177 code for a protein of 58 amino acids. The record is from RefSeq and is a predicted model, not a curated record. The transcript has 2 exons.
AUGCACAAGUGCUCAUGCUGGGCUGCGGCGUUUGUCGCAAGCGUGGCGAAACUCCUACACGUGACAACCAGAAGACCGUUUGCCUCGGUGGCAACGACGUGCGCCUUUGCCACAAGCACGCUCAGGCGUACCGCAAACGUCAGAAGAAGCAAGACAGCGAUGCGAUGGGUUGGCUAG